CAUAUUAAAAUCAUUUAAGAAACCAAAUUCUUCAAAAAUAACAACAUUCAAAAAAUAGGCAUGGUUGUACAACAUUUAACACUCGUCAAGCAGAAAAAUAUGAAGACAAAUACUAAAAACUAAAACAAAACUACAAAAAUAAGAAAAAUAAUAAAAUUGGAGGAAACAAAAGUACUCUUUACUCACUUGUAACUGCAUUUUUACAAGAAGUAAAAUCUAAAAAUAGAAAAAAUAAAGAAGAAAAUAUUAUUACAAAAAUAUACUUCAAUGGUUGUAAACAGUCAAUGACCCUUGGAAGACAGAACAAUAAAAGAGAAGAAAAAAUAAAAAAGUAACAACGGAAAGCAUUUACUUAGCAAAACUUUGGCAAAGCAACAAAAAAAAAAAGCAAAAAUGCUAAAAAAGACGAUAAUAAAAAUUGUUGCAGAAAAUCUCAUAUUAUAGUAAAAGAAAGCACUUAAACAAAAACUACGAAAGCAAAAUGUUUAAUAAUAUUAAAAAGUUUAUGCCAACAAAUUAUAAUAACAAUAAUAAUUCAAUACUUUUUAAAUAAAAAAAAGACACUGAAAAAAAAUUAUAUUUAAUAACAAAAUAAACUAAUUAAAAUUUUAAUAUAAAGCCUUGGUUAAUUAUUAAAUCAAUCAGCGAAAAAUUGCGAAUGCAAGUGUUAUAAUAUUAAUUAUGUAUAAACAAACUAAAAUUAAGUUUUAAUAAUUAAAAACAAGAUUAAAACAAAUAUAAAUUAUUUCUUUAUAAUUAUAAAACAGCAAAAUAAUUCACACAACUUAAACUUUCAAACGGAAUUAAUAAAUAAUCUAUAAUAAAAUCAAACCAGUUAAAGAAGUUGUUCGCCUGUGUGUUUUUAAUUGGGAGUAUUGGUGUGUUUGGUUGCUAUACGAAACGCAACAACCCCACCAUUACCCAAUAAUCAUCUCUUCAUUGCCAUCACAAUCAUCGCCAUAUCUUUCUGUCUGUCGUUUUUCUGUAUUCCACAGCAACCUUCAUCAUUGUAGUCGUCAUUAAAUACAAGACACAUUUAAAUUUUAAUGCACUUGGUUGUGGCAAUAAUGAAUUUCCUACAAACCCCAAAAGCAACAACUGCUGCUGCUGUCACUUGCUGGCUGGCUUACGGACUCUUUGGAUUAUUAAUAACGCUGCCAGUUUCAACAGCAGGACCUCAUGAAAAACGUUUACUACAUGCUCUUUUAGAUAAUUACAACAGUUUAGAGCGACCCGUUGUUAAUGAAUCCGAUCCACUGCAAUUAAGUUUCGGUCUAACUUUAAUGCAGAUAAUUGAUGUGGAUGAAAAGAAUCAAUUGCUUAUAACAAAUAUUUGGUUGAAAUUGGAAUGGAAUGACAUGAACUUGAGAUGGAAUGCUAGCGAUUAUGGUGGUGUUAGAGAUCUACGAAUACCACCUCAUCGUCUAUGGAAACCAGAUGUUUUGAUGUACAACAGUGCGGAUGAGGGUUUUGAUGGAACGUAUGCCACUAAUGUUGUAGUUCGUAAUAAUGGUUCUUGCCUGUAUGUGCCGCCCGGUAUUUUUAAAUCAACGUGUAAAAUCGACAUUACUUGGUUUCCUUUCGACGAUCAGAGAUGUGAAAUGAAAUUUGGCUCUUGGACCUAUGAUGGUUUUCAGCUGGAUUUACAAUUGCAAGAUGAGGCUGGUGGUGAUAUUUCAAGUUUUAUUACCAAUGGUGAAUGGGAUCUGUUGGGUGUACCUGGUAAACGAAAUGAAAUCUACUAUAAUUGCUGCCCAGAACCUUAUAUUGACAUAACAUUCGCCAUUUUGAUACGACGUAAAACUUUGUAUUAUUUUUUCAAUUUAAUUGUGCCCUGUGUACUGAUUGCCUCAAUGGCACUGCUAGGUUUUACACUGCCACCAGAUUCUGGUGAAAAACUAUCGCUGGGAGUAACAAUUUUACUAUCACUUACUGUGUUCCUUAAUAUGGUGGCCGAAACUAUGCCGGCUACAUCAGAUGCUGUGCCACUAUUGGGAACUUAUUUCAAUUGCAUUAUGUUUAUGGUGGCUUCAUCAGUUGUGUCAACCAUACUUAUCCUCAAUUAUCAUCAUAGAAAUCCAGAUACGCAUGAAAUGAGUGAAUGGAUAAGAGUAAUAUUCCUUUAUUGGUUACCUUGCAUAUUGCGCAUGCAAAGACCUGGACAGGUUGGCUAUGAAUGCCCACCGCCUCCCUCAUCAUCGACAUCCUCGAAUAAUGGCGACAAAAAGCAACACAUACAAAAUGUUGAAUUAAAGGAAAGAUCUUCCAAGUCUUUGCUGGCCAAUGUUUUGGAUAUUGAUGACGAUUUCCGUUGUAAUCAUCGCUGUGCAAGUGCUACAUUACCGCAUCAACCCACAUAUUAUCGAACCAUGUAUAGACAAGGAGACGAUGGUAGUGUUGGCCCUGUUGGUCCUGUUGGUGAUACUAGAAUGCAUGAAGCCAUAUCACACACCUGUCUAAGUUCAUCAGCUGAAUAUGAAUUGGCUUUAAUAUUGAAAGAGUUAAGAUGGAUAACGGAUCAGUUAAAAAAAGAAGAUGAAGUUGGUGAGGUAACAAGAGAUUGGAAAUUUGCUGCCAUGGUAGUGGAUCGUUUGUGCCUUAUUGUUUUUACGUUAUUUACCAUAAUUGCCACAUUGGCUGUAUUAUUUUCAGCGCCUCAUUUUAUUUUCCCAUAACUUUAUGGACAUUGGUUUAUAUUCUAUUAUGCGAAUAUGUUACGAGAUCUUUUGCUAAAAUAUUUAAACAAAUUAAAUAAUAGACGUAGUAGUACAACAAAAACAACAACAACAAUAUAUCCGCUUGAUAUCAACAAGUUUUAUACUAAGUUUUGCCAUUGGAAUUUUUACAAAGAAACCAAAAGAAAAACAAAUCAUUUUUAUUUUAAGCACAUGUGCCUGGUCAACGAAAACAAAAUUAUAAAUUAUAUUAAUUAAAACAACAACAACAAGAACAACAACAAAAUGAAGAACAACAAUGCAAUAAUUAAACGUUAAAAAAAUAAUUAAUUACAAUUUAAUUAAGCUUAGGUUAGCAAAAACAUACCGAAAACAACAAGAAAAAUACAAGCAAAUAUAUAAAUAUAAAAAAAUGCAAAUUAAGAAAAAAAAACGCGUAAAACUUUUUAAUUUUAAAAGCAGCUUCCAAAAAGAAAUAAUAAUAAAGCUUCAAAUCAUAUCCGAAUAAAGAGAAAAACCUAAAAUGCAAAAUUUUAAAUUUAGUUUAGCGAAGACACAAACCGGAAAUUUGUAAACAUAAACACAUUAAACUAAGAAACAAUUACAAAAAUUAAAAAAAGCUAUAAGCUAACAGUUUUCAUAAAAAUUAUAAUUAAAAAGCUUUAAGCUUGUUUAAAUAAAACUAGUUCUUCCCCAAAAAAGACAGAUCGUUGGAAUAGCUUUAAUAAAAAGCUCAUAUUUUUAGUAGAUUUUUUUCUUUAAAAGCGGAAACAAAUUUUAAACAUUUCGACUAUUAAAAGUUACACUUGUUAACGGUUAUUUCCUGAAAAAUUUCCCUCAUAAAAUCUUACCAAUAUUCUCAUUUCUAAACCUUCUCUCUUCUUAUUAUUUUACUCAAUUUUUUUUUUAAAUUAUAUAUUAUUUUAAUUUUUAAACACAUUUUUAUUUUAGUUUUUAUUUUGUGUGUCUAACCAUCUUGAAAUUUCUGAAUCUCUUACUACUACAUCUCGUUAAGUCUAUGCUUAUGUUUAGCACAGACAUUAAGCUCAGAAACUGAAGUAGUUUUUUCUUUUUUUCAGAAAAGAAAAAACUAUUUCAGACUUUGAGUAAUUUUUGUAUUUAACUACAUACAUAAAAACAUAUUAAGUAAAAAAAUUUACUAAAAACAAUUGAAAAAUAAAUAUUGAAAAUAUAUUUUUAUAAAAUAAAAAUUCUUUACCAUAGGUUACGAAUUUCCAACACUGAAAUCUUAACCAUCUCCUUAAAAAUUAUAUAUUUAUAAAUCAUUAAAACUUAAUGAUUUUAUGAAAUUGAAAACAAAAACUACAUUAUAUUGAAAUAAAAUUAAAACGAAAUAUGGAGACAGGUAGAUGUGUAAGUGAUUAAACAAAAAAAAAAUUACAUGAUUAUAUAAAACCUUUAAUUAUAUAUGGAAGUUCUUCUUUUAAAAUGAGGAAUAAUUUAUCUAUGGAUUUAUCAGUAAUAGAUUGAAGUGAUGUAUAUAGAAAAUACCUUGUGAUAUCUAAGGUAAAAAAGCGAUCGAUCAUUUCAUUCUUUAAAUCUAUCUAAUCUAAGUAUUUAUUAUAAUUCCCCUUAUCUGCCAAUUUGUGUUAUGCCCUGAAUCUAUGAAGCUUAAUCUCUUAGAUAUAAGGUUUCUUAAAAAAUCUUGAACAUACUGUUUGUAUUUGCAUUGAAUUUUAGUUUAUUAUGUUCAAGGUUUACUCUUUUCACAUCAAAUUUACUAUUAUAUGUACUCUUUGAGUAAGAACAAGUCCUAGGCUUAUUUGAUGAAUUCGUAUUUCGAUCUAACGAUUACGUUACGGACCGGCAGAUCUUUAUACAAAAAGUUUCCACCUGCGUGUGAGAUACACAAAGCGGCAGGUUGUGAGUUGUGUAAUAAACUCACCGUGUGAUUGCACCUCUGUGAAAAAAGCCAACACGGCAGGUGUUUAAAAAAAGAGCUUUGACUUCUUGUCUUCCCCCCGGGGGCUUGUUAUCUUGGUGAAACCUCCAUCUUGGUGUUACUGCAAUUCCAGGGUACUCGGUUACAGUCUACUGCCUAGCUUAGUCCUUACAUAGAUUGAAAAGAGGUCGAACCCGAGCACCACAUAAUCUGUUACUACGGGUGUCCUGGCUGGUCAAUUAGUUGAGGUUCCUAUGGGAUCCACGAAGAGGCUGUUGUUUAAACCCAAAUUUGCGGGGAGAGAAUGUUGGUUUAGGGACUGAUAUAUCCUAUACCUAAUGGGUUGGAUUAUUCUCUCUACGAACAGGUAUGUGUACAAAGCAGCAUAUGCUGGAUACCUGUACCUGAUCGGUUUUGGGACGUCGGUCGCGUUAUGGGACACCGGCAUGUGCUGGGGAAUUAUCAGGGGUAUUCAGUGGUUGCCUGUCAUUCCGUAGAUUAAUAUUUAUGAUCAUGAGAAUGGAACUGAUGCGAUGGAUUUGUGAACGAUUGAGAAAGUAUCCAUAUAUUGGAGAUUAGUACUGAUUUAGUAUGCCUUUUUUGUUUCGAGAAAGUUCCUCGGUGCUGUUAACAUCUCAACGACAAUUUGUCUCGGCAAUUAUUGAAAUUGUUGACUUUGGAAUUCAUAUUUCCUUUGUCACAUUAUCGGUUCAUAAAAGAGGGAUCCUGAUCCAUUCUUUUGGGUAUUUCGGACUACAAAAUAUGUCUCUAGGUGUUGUUACCAAAUCAACAGAGGCCAUCCCAUCUUUAUGAUCAUGAGAUCAUAAAGAUUCUCAUGAUCAUAAAGAUGGAUUGGUUAACGAAUGAGAAAGUAUACAUAUAUUGGAGAUUAGUAAUGAUUUAGUAUGCCUUUUUCGCUUCGGUGAAGUUCCUCGGUACUGUUGCCAUCUCAAUAUAUUGACACAUGCUACACGACUAUUUGUCUUGGCAAUUAUUGAAAUUAUUGACUUUGGAAUUCCUAUUUCCUUUGUCACAUUAUCGAUUCAUGAAAGAGGGAUCCUGAUCCAUUUUUUUGGGUAUUUCGGACUACAAAAUAUCUCUCUAGGUGUUGUUACCAAAUCAACAUCUGCGUAAUUGUCGUCACAUCUGCGUAAUUGUAAACGGAAGUGAUGUUUACAUCUCGGAAGUUAAGCAACGGGGCAGCAAUGGUCAAUCUAUGUACAAAAAUUGCCACCUUAGUUCUUCAUUGUAGGAUUCAGUGGCGAUGGUGGGCCGUUGUCAAGUCUACCCAGUGAAUGAAAAAGAUCACCGUGAAAUAAGGCCUUCAAAGCAGGUGUUCACGUAAAGCACUCCGACAUUCGUGACUUCUUGUCGCUAUCAUUAACAAGCAUUUACUGUACUAUUUUACAUUCCACCAAUGGCAACUCUAUAAAUAUGGAAUUUGAACAGAUUAAAUGGUGCUAUUAAAACUAGGUGCCUCUACUAUUGUGAAGGUUUCUGGAAUAAUUCGUUGAUUCUCGAUUUUAAAGAUAAUUCACCUUUGCCUUAAAGUCUUAAACAGCAUUUUAAAUGUUAUCCAAUAUAUUGUCAAUAACUUCGUACUCCUCCAGAAGCAUUUUUCCAAUUAUCCAUUGUUGACGUUUAGAGUUUCAGGAACGUCAAGUUUCAUCUUAACCUGUGACUCUAGAUAGUUCCUCAGCAAUAAGUUUCUGGUUGUUCAAGUUUCCUGAACAUCAAAUUAAACCUUCUGUUUAGACUCUAGAAAAUUCCUCAGCAAGAAGUUUCUCCUUGUUUAGAAUACCCCUUUUUUAAUGCCUACUAUUACUCUACUGUCAAUAACUUCAGGCAUCUCUUAAGCUUUUCUUUUGUGACUGCAAAUAGUUUCUUGUAGUUCGUUCACUGCAUACAAUAUGUUAAAGUCCAUUCUGUUUGUUGUUAUUCUUGGCCUGGUUAACUUUGGAAUAAAAUUCAGAUAUGAUGAACUUUAUCGGACAAUAUCGUAUAACUUUAGACUUUGGCUCUCGGGUUUAGCGGCCUGGUGUUUAGCUUUGGAAUAAAAUUCAGAUAUGAUGAUCAUUAAUAGUCAAUAUCUUUUUAAUUGGACUCUGGUUUUCAAACCAAUUCAUUUUACAUAUUCGAAUACUUACGCCUGAGCGCUAGUGCUUUAGAUAUCGAUGUACAAGUUAUUUAAAUAGAUCUCUAGUUCCGUUUUGUUUCUAAGUUUAGAACCAUUUGUAUAGCAACAGAUUUCUACUGAUCGCUGAUCUUUUUCACUUGACUGUGUUUUUUUAUCUACGAUCUUCUUCCUCUAUGCGAUAAUCGAACAAUACGAUGAUUAUACAUUGAUAUAAUUGCGUUUGACCGAAUUGCUUCUUAUAAGCAAUUGUUGAAGGAUCUCAUCAGAUUUGUCCGAUGCCUGUUUUUGAUCCUUCUUUUCAAGACGUUCAGUAUACGUUAAUAAAAAGCUCUAUAACUAUCUGGGAUCCAGCUGUCUUUUAUAUGUUGUGGAUGGAUGAAAACCCAAAUGCGCACCAGAAUUUUUAGACAUUAAAACUUGUCUAAAGACGAUGUUAUAUAGACACAGUGUCUCAAGGAACCGGAUGAUAUACGUCUGAUUCUACAAAUUUAAUGGAAGAAAUUUGCUUCUUUAAUUUUUCGUUUCGUGAUCCUGUGUCCUUCCAAAAGGAUUUAAAAAUUUUAAAAAGUAUAUUUUUUAAAAAAUAGUUUAAAAUACUUUUACUAAUUAAACAAUGUUAAAUAUAUUGUCAAGCCAAC
Molecule: messenger RNA, 7353 nt
Organism: Lucilia cuprina (Australian sheep blowfly)
Lineage: Eukaryota; Metazoa; Arthropoda; Insecta; Diptera; Calliphoridae
Gene: nAChRalpha7
Product: neuronal acetylcholine receptor subunit alpha-7
Exons: 15
Coding region: 1047-2675 (542 amino acids)
Biological process (GO): monoatomic ion transmembrane transport; chemical synaptic transmission; nervous system process
Cellular component (GO): postsynaptic membrane; neuron projection; synapse
Molecular function (GO): transmembrane signaling receptor activity; acetylcholine-gated monoatomic cation-selective channel activity
Source: RefSeq, a predicted model, not a curated record